ACAACUGUACACCCACUAUCAUAUAUAAAGUUACAUAAAUUAUGCCCAGUCAAACUGGGACGGCGAUCCACAGAGCGUCAAAUUCUCGGCCCGCGUGGGACCCGAGGUUAGAAAGUUUAUCAAAAAGUACCUAGCGUAGCACAUUAAUGUCAUGAGGAAUACUCACAAUCCUUUCAGCUCUGGCGAAAAAAAUCCAUUGUGCAGACACAUGCCCAACAAAAACUUUCAAGCUUGGAUUGAUGAAGCUUCAAAAAAUGAGGUAUUUUUGCACACAUUUUUCUUUCCUUCUCACUCUGUUAUUCAUUCUGUCGUGUCUGACUGUUGCACUCAGUCUCAAUUCCACACAAGUUGAAGUAAUGAAAAGCUCUCUGCUUGUUCAUCUAUUUGGAUGGAUGCUGCUUUAAAUUCUGACCCGUGUCAAUGGGAUCGUGUAAAGUGCAGUGAAAAUAAGGAUAAUGUUGUAAAACUCAACUUGUCUGGUCUUGAGUUUUAUGAAAGUACUUGGCAGUUUGUGUGUAAGCUGCCAACCCUUGAAUUUCUUGACCUGUCAAAAAAUAACUUGUCUACCCCAUCUGAAGAGGAAAUUGGAUCUUGCAUUAACUUGGUUUCCCUGAAUCUGAGUUACAUUUUCAUGUCAGGCACCCUUCCCUCACUUAAUCGUCUUCAGAAAUUACAAUCCCUGGACAUAUCUCACAGCAAUUUCGAAGGAGGUUUAACGGCCCAAAUCCAAAAUUUGAGAGAGCUCAAGACAGUCAUUGCGGCACAUAAUAAUUUUAAUGGGUCGGUGGCAUUUGGGAGUCUAAAGUUGGAAAAAGUAGAUGUCUCCUAUAACCAUCUUAGUGGUGGAUUUCCCCAUGGGCUUACUAAAUGUACCAAUUUGACUUAUCUUGCCCUCAAAGACAACAGUUUUAGUGGCCCAAUUCCUGAUGAUAUUAGCGGUCUUGCCAAGUUGGAAACUCUGGUCCUCUCUUUUAAUAGCUUCUCUGGCAGUAUACCUGAUGGGCUGUCAUCCAUUGCAGGUUUAGAAUAUCUUGAUCUCAGCUACAAUAAAUUAUCAGGAUCUAUUCCUCUAGAAGUGUUUUGUUUGAGCAAUCUGAAGACCCUGUACCUUACCUCCAAUUUGCUCUCUGGAAACAUAGCUCAGAAUUUCUCAAGAAAUCUGAUUUGGUUAAGCAUAGAUAAUAACAACUUGACUGGAAACAUCCCUUCAACUAUUUCGAAUGCCCCAAAUUUGACAGGGCUAGAAAUGAAUAACAACUUUCUGAAUGGCCCAAUUCCAGAGCAGCUAGCAAGUUGUACUAAACUCCGGCUGCUUAAUCUUGGACACAAUCGGUUGGGAGGCUUACUUGCUCAUGUUCUGCCUAAACUUCUCCAGUUGCAGUAUUUAAAGCUGCCAAAUAAUGAAUUUAGGGGAAGCAUUCUAGAUAAGCUAUCAAAUUUGUCACGACUGACAUAUUUGGAUCUGAGUAACAAUUACCUUGAUGGAACAAUUACACGAGGAACUGACUAUAGUAAUAUGAAGUUGAGUUUUUUGAAUCUCAGCCACAUCUCUCUGGAAGGCCGAAUUCCGACCCCUCUAUUGAACCUGAUAAAUUUAGAAACAUUAGAUCUUUCCAAUAAUAGGUUGACAGGAGAAAUUCCAGAGUCUUUAUCAUAUAUGUUUAAUCUUCAAGCAUUGAACCUGUCGAACAAUGAAUUAACAGGCAGAAUUCCACAAGCUUUCAAGAACAACAUAUACAUAGGCUUCACUUUGAAUGUUACAGGAAACCCUGGUCUUUUUCAAGAGCAAUCUAAUCGGCUUUCCACUAGGAAGAAAAAGCCUUCAGUAGGGUUGCUAGCUGGUGUUGCUGUUGCUGGAUCCCUGUUUACCCUUGGGGUAGUUGUAUUGACAAUUUUGGCAUGUAAAUACUUUCGAUACAGCCGAGAGCAUGAAAUAUCUGAAGCCCAACAAGAGCGUACAAUAAAAGGCCUUUUUAUUCUACUUUUGGGAUUUCUGGGGCUGAACUUUCACAGACAUAGAUUCGAUCUAUCAGAAGCAAUUGAUAAAAUCCUUCAGAAGGUGGAGCAUCCACGGAUCUCGUAUGAGGAGCUUCUCGAAGCAACUAAUAGAUUCCACAAAUCCAAUCUGCUGGCAACAAAUAGCUUUGGAUCAGUCUACAAAGGAAUUUUGGCUGAUGGAACCCCUGUUGCUGUAAAAGUUCUCAAUUUAAUGCAUGAGGAGUCAGACAAAAUUUUUAAAGCAGAAUGUAAGGUUUUGCAAAAGGCUCGACAUAGAAAUCUUGCAAGAAUCAUAACCACAUGUUCCAACCAUGACUUCAAAGCUCUGAUCUUUGAAUUCUUUCCAAAAGGAAGCUUAGAAAAGCAUUUGUAUCAGCACAGUUGCAGAUUGGGACUGAGGGAACUGCUGAGCAUAGCCAUAGAUAUAGCCUUUGCAGUGGAAUACCUUCACCAUGAUUGUUAUGUGCAGAUAGUGCAUUGUGACAUAAAACCAAGCAAUGUUCUUUUAGAUGAAAGCCUGACAGCCCAUCUAUCAGAUUUUGGGAUAUCCAGAUUGCUGAGCAGAACGGCAGUCAAUUCAGCAACUUCAACUAUAGAUUUAAGAGGUUCAGUGGGCUAUAUAGCACCAGAAUAUGGAUUAGGUUGCAUGAUGUCCCCUCGAGGAGAUGUUUAUAGCUAUGGAAUUUUGUUAUUGGAAAUGCUGACAAGGAAGAGGCCAACUGAUAGUUUGUUUGAUGGAGCUCUGAAUCUGCAUAAAUGGGUGAAGCGAGCAUUUCCAGACAGGAGUGUUGAGGUGGCUGAUAAAAACCUGCUAGUGGAAGGGGCUGGCCAAAAGAAUGCAGCGUGUGUCAUUUCAUUGAUGCGCGUUGGUUUGUUGUGUUCAGCGGAUUCACCUGAAGCUCGGCCCACUAUGAGAGACGUGUCGAAUCUGUUACAGGAGAUUCAACAGGACUUGACCACCGACACAACUACCCCCAUGAAAUUAAUGCCCACAAUAUCCAAUCUAGUUUCUGACACGUGUGCGAUACUUAAUUAUGAGGACGCAUCAGAAACCCCGAGUUCUUCUUUUUAGUAUAGGUUGUUAGGAUUAGGGACUAGAAGACGGCGCUGGCUAUGCAGGGGAAAAUUUGCACCGCACGGUCAGCGCCUUCCUCUAUGCAUUGCACGAUCUGUCAGCAGUCUGCAGCGCCUUUAAACGGAAAACGCCCACUUGCACCCGCCGGAACUUCCAACCGUUCU
This is a messenger RNA of Cryptomeria japonica (Japanese cedar), 3237 nucleotides long. Its product is annotated as brassinosteroid LRR receptor kinase. Gene Ontology annotation, molecular function: ATP binding; protein binding; protein kinase activity. The transcript has 2 exons. The record is from RefSeq and is a predicted model, not a curated record. Lineage: Eukaryota; Viridiplantae; Streptophyta; Pinopsida; Cupressales; Cupressaceae. Gene Ontology annotation, biological process: protein phosphorylation. Bases 389 to 3070 code for a protein of 893 amino acids.